This is a messenger RNA of Aspergillus clavatus NRRL 1, 2373 nucleotides long. Its product is annotated as M13 family metallopeptidase. Bases 1 to 2373 code for a protein of 790 amino acids. Gene Ontology annotation, cellular component: plasma membrane. The record is from RefSeq and is a predicted model, not a curated record. Gene Ontology annotation, biological process: protein processing. The transcript has 6 exons. Lineage: Eukaryota; Fungi; Ascomycota; Eurotiomycetes; Eurotiales; Aspergillaceae. Gene Ontology annotation, molecular function: metalloendopeptidase activity.
AUGAGCUACCGGGAGGACAUGGGUCCCAGCUCGCCCCUUAAUAGCCAUGGCAGCUUUGACGACGAGUAUACCCUACGAGAACUCUCAACGCCGGAGCUCGAGAAGCGCCGGUUUCUCUACGCGGAUAGCCCUACUAGGGAAGACUUCCUCAGCCACGAUGAGCUCUAUUCGAGACGGUGCAACAAACCAUGUGCUGCGCGCAGAGGAGUUUGGUUCUCGAUGCUUCGAUUUGCCAUCUUUUCUCUGCUCAUCUUUGUCUCCGUUGCAUAUUACUUUUGGUCGAUAAUACCUAAUGAACCAUCAGACAAAGUCCCUCCUCGCCCGGUGUCGCCGCCUCUCUGCGAAUCGCCUGAAUGUAUUCAUGCUGCGUCUGAGAUUCUUUAUAACCUCGACCCCAAUCAUGGCAAACUCGAUCCGUGCACCGAUUUCGAACAAUAUGUGUGCGGGGGCUGGAGAGAGCGUCAUGAUCUGCGGCCCGACCAGGGUUCUAUGUUCACUGGGACUCUUAUGGCCGAAGCAGCUGACAUGCGUCUUCGCCAUAUUCUAGAGUCUACAAGUGUCCCGGAGGCCGCGGAUGAGGAGAACUUCAAGAAACUGAAGGCAGCUUACAGUGCCUGCUUGGAUGAAGCCGCGAUCAACAAGCGUGGUAGCCAGCCGUUGGAUGCUUUGUUGGCCCGUUUUGAGCAUAUAUAUACCUCUGGGUCUGGUUCUUCUGCUUCCGAUGUCAACGUCACGGAUGCAGUGUUAUUUCUUAAACAAUCCGGUGUCAUUGCGCUGGUUGAUUUGGAUGUUGGUGCCGAUGAUCGUGAUCCGGACUCAGUCAUUAUAUCGGCCGCUCCUCCAUACGAGAUCGGUCUUCCAGUUAGAGAGUACUACAACAGUUCUGAGACGGUCACUGAGUACACCAAGGUGAUGAAACAUGUUCUCGGCAAGUUCGUGGGAAACAAGAUGGAUAUCCCCGUUGAAGAUAUUGUUCUCUUCGAGUCAAAGCUCGCGAACGCGACACCAGACACGCAGAGUAUGCAAGAUGUGGAAAAGUACUACAACCCUCACACUCUCAAGGAGGCCGAGUCUAUGUUACCACAGAUAUCCCUGUCCGACAUGAUUUCAGCGCUGUCGCCUCCGGACUUCAAAACGGACCGCUUGAUUGUGGGUUCACCUUCGUACAUGAAAUCGUUGUCCACCAUUUUGAACAAAACUCCCCGAAAGACGGUCGAGUUGUUCUUCAAGUGGAAGAUCAUCCAAACAUACGCCGACGAGAUCGAAGAUGCUAAGAUCACGCCACUUCGCCAGUUCUCGAACAAGCUAGCUGGCAAAGACCCGAAAGCCACCCCUGAACGCUGGAGAACAUGCAUCAAGUCAUUAGAUCGCGGACUUGGAUGGAGUCUCAGUCGUUUCUAUGUCCUUGACUCCUUCUCCAAGGAAGCAAAGGACCUCGGUGACCAAGUGGUGUCGGACAUCAAGGAACGCUUCGUCAACAUUCUCCACCAGACCACUUGGAUGUCGCCCGAGGUGAGAAAGUUGAGCAUCCAGAAAGUCGGCAACAUCGUUCAGAAGAUUGGGUACCCCACCAAGAGCCCCAAUGUGAUGGACCCAGCAAGCAUCGAGACGUAUUACCAAGAUCUUCAGGUAUCAAACGAAACAUAUUUUGAGAACGAGAUGGCGGCCGCCAAAUUCCAGCUCCAGCGAGAGUGGUCGAAGUUGGGCAAGCCCACCAAUCGCAACGAAUGGGGUAUGACUGCUACGACCGUGAACCCAUACUACAAUCCUCCUCUACAAGAGAUCGUUUUUCCGGCGGCAAUUAUGCAAUCCCCAGCAUUCUACGGGCCCUCUGCGCCGCUGUACCUGGCCUACGGGGCAUUCGGCGCGAUCAGUGGUCAUGAACUCUCCCAUGCCUUUGAUUCGACAGGUAGGCACUACGACCAGACCGGGAAUUAUACCGACUGGUGGGAUGAAAAGACGGUGCAGGGAUUCCAGGAGCGCGCGCAAUGCUUCACCGAUCAGUACUCUAAUUUUACGGUUCCAGGAGAGAACGGGGAGCCGCUGCAUGUCAACGGACUGCUUACGCUUGGAGAGAACAUUGCGGACGCCGGCGGGAUUGGAGCGGCCUUCCAUGCCUGGAAAAAGAGAGACGAAACCUCGCCUGAUCCGCACCUCCCGGGGCUUUCCCAUUUGACCAAGGAGCAGCUGUUCUUUGUUUCGUACGGGACCUGGUGGUGCAGUAAGACGACCAAGCAAGCGGCCAUUCAGGCGGUCUAUAAUGAUCCGCAUGCCCCCAAGCCUGCACGAAUCUUGGGAACGAUGGCCAAUUCCCGCGAAUUCAAUGAGGCGUUCAACUGUCCCACCAAGAAGCCUGUGUGCAAGCUCUGGUAG